Gryllus bimaculatus (two-spotted cricket) is the source of this 1054-nucleotide messenger RNA. The record is from the annotation of a GenBank genome assembly. NCBI's taxonomy places the organism in Eukaryota, Metazoa, Arthropoda, Insecta, Orthoptera, Gryllidae.
CGGACGCAUUUCAUUGUUUCUGGGCCCGCUCUCUGCAUGCGGCCCCGAACGCUUCGCCUGUGGAUCCUACAUUUGAUCGAUUUGACCUACGGUGCAGUCUAAGGUUGUUGGGGGCGGAUACACGUGCAAGCAGCACCGAGGGUGUGGCGCACUAGUUCGCUUUUAAUACUGUGCUCUGUCGCUCUCUUCUGGACGCCUUGCAACAGGGCCAUCGACGUGUAUUACAGCUGGGAUGCGCAAAAGGGCCAUAAUAUCACUGCUACGAGUGCGAAGUAACACCCUUUUAUAACUUAAAUAGACAUUCCCGCUCGGCCGCCGGAUCUAGUAGCGCGGAGCGCCGCUGUGCAGUCUACUCGAUACCGUUGAACGCGACAUUCAGCACGUAGUGUAGUUCGAGCAGCCGAGUGCCGAGUGUAUGCCGUUUGACGUUCACUCAUCAGGGCAGGCAAUCACCAAACUCUACCCACUGUCAACAAUAGUGAUGUAAAUCUUAAGUGCCGCAGAAUAUUACAACCGAAGUGCAAAUGGAGGUCGCCGCACCUUCUGUUAUCAACCAGGAAGCCGUCUCAACAAACUACGCCCGCAGUGUCACCCUUCAGUACCAGGCUUGAACACCGAAAAAAGAAUCGAUAUGUGUCGGCACUACUGGCCCCGAGAAAGAGUGAAAAGUCAUGGAUGAUGAGAAAAAGAAAAAAUAUGAGAAGAAUCGAGAGGUCGACAACAAGGAGGCUCGAAGGAGGCGGUGGGCGGAGGAGGAGAUUCCCAGCGCCAUGACGCAAGUGCUCAUUCUACCCCGAUUGCUCGAAGGUUCGUCGUGUAAAGACUCCAUAAGGAUCGAAGAUGUUUUGCAAACAAUCAAGGAGGUUUGGGUGGAGAAGAGACCAGUAAGAGUGCAGAGCAGGGCAACUUGGAAUGGCGUCUGUUGACGGUGUUGCCGAGGACGUGUGGAAGUUGCAUGUUGAGCAGCCGGGCUCGGACUUGCGGAGACGUCACAUCCGACACUUAGAACUGUGGCCGUCGACCCCUGUUGCAGCGCGCGAGAUACAAGACUGCG